Messenger RNA from Entelurus aequoreus (snake pipefish), 2284 nucleotides. RefSeq lists its product as uncharacterized. Bases 96 to 1631 code for a protein of 511 amino acids. NCBI's taxonomy places the organism in Eukaryota, Metazoa, Chordata, Actinopteri, Syngnathiformes, Syngnathidae. The record is from RefSeq and is a predicted model, not a curated record. The transcript has 3 exons.
UCAGCAUCGAAGGAAUAACGACUGAAAGAGGUAGCAGCAGGGGAACACUGCAGGAGGCAGUGCCUCCUGAAGGAGCCCAAAACACUGCUCUUCAAAUGGAACACAUCCAACCUCCAGGUGUCCAUGCAGGAUGUACCACUCUGGAACAUCAAGCCUCUCCCUACCUGCCAGCACAUGAAAAUAUUUCUACUUUUGACUCUAUCAAAGACAAUGGAAAACCAUUUUCCAGAUCAGCCCCCAUAGAUCCUCCUGAUGGCCUAACAACUGAACUACAUGUCGAUGCUGAGUAUGAUCCAUCUCAAUCAUUUGAGGAAUCUCUCCCUGAUAUGGGGGAUUGGAUGUACAAUGACAGACAUACGUUUAAUGAAGGAUUUGAAGAUAGUUUGAGUGAGGAGUGUGCAGAAGAGUCAAAUAUCAAGGACACAACAGACAAACCAAUAUAUGACAAUGUAUCAAUAACCAUGGCAGAGUGCCUUCUGAUCAUCAUGUGUUAUGUAAACUGUCAUAAAGUCACUGAUAAGGCCUUAAGCGAUUUGCUGAAAAUGUUCAAGUUGCUUUGUCCCGAUAGUCUGAAUACAGACUGCUUAAACAGUGUACAGAAGUUCAAAAACUUUUUUUUAUCCCGCUCUGCAUCAUCGCCUAUUUUAUUACAUAAAUACUGCAGUAAUUGUUUUGGGCCAUUAGAAAGUAAACAAAUAAAAUGCCUGUCUUGUGGGACCAGUGUGUCAGAAGAAAGAUCCUCAUCCUUUAUAGAGGUUCCAAUUAAGGCUCAAAUAAGGUCAUUGUUCCUCAAGCCAGGUUUUCAGGAGAAGCUUAACUUUAGAUUAAGCAGAAAGAAGGCAGAUGCUAACAACAUUGAAGAUAUAUAUGAUGCAGAAGUUUACAAACAGCUUGUCGAUAGGGGUGGUCCUCUUAGUGACCCUAAAAACAUCUCACUUACUUGGAACACAGAUGAAGACAAAAAUGGAUAUUUGUUAAGGCUCAUACAUGGUACUCAAAAUAUACCUAUGCAGAUGGUAAAUGUAGUCAAACUUGUGCAGUCUAUUCCAGUUAUUUCACAAACUAUUAAACCAGGGAAUGUGAUAGCUGAAUUUUACAGACAUAUGACUAAAGAUGAUAGUUUCUGUCAGGAAAACAAAUAUUUGUCUAGGAUUAAACUAUAUGGAGCAUCUAGUGAACUUCUAUUGGACACAGUUCACCUCUCUGCAUUGCAAAUACAUGCUGGUCACUGCAUCAAUUCUGGAACCGUAAGCAUCUUUCACAGGGCACAAGUUAAGAGAAAUUAUCUCACAUCAAAACGCUAUGGUAAAGGUAAUAGAAGAAACAAUUUUACAGUUUUUUUUUCAAAUGACAGACAAACAAAGUAUGGACAGAUUGAUUUCUUCUUUACCAUAGCACAAUCAUGUGCCAAAUGGGCCCUCGUUCGUGAAUUUAAACAUGCAGGUUUUUCUUUGCUGCAAGACAGUGUAACAAAUGGUACAUGCAGUCAUGUUAUUCCCCUAUUGGAAACCUCUGCCAGUACAGUAGUAUGCUUGAAAGACAUAUUGGGUAAAGUUGUUUUCCUUGACUUCACAUCUAUGCCUGGCAUUGUGUUUGCAGUUCAUUUCCCAAACACACUUGAAAAGUUUUAACUAAUUAAGAACUGAACUGGCCUAAGAAGCCACAAUUCAAAUAUUUGAUCAUUGUUAUAAACGCUCUGAAAAUACACACCGUUGUGAUGUUGCUGUGGAUGCUGUAAAAGUCUGUAAAUAUGUACUGUAUAUGGAGUAUCAUUGUUGAUUAAGUUUUUGCAUUGUCUAUAAUAUUUCAGUGGCCAAUAUAUUAAAAUGUACUUGUUAAAUAAAACCACUGUCUUUUUUAAUGAAUAUUUAGGCCUACUACGCUACUGUAUUUUAAUAUUAGUCCUUAUCAUGGUGGUUGGAGAGCCAAAUGUUUUCUGAAGUGGUACUUUGUGAAAAGAGUUUGAGAACCACUGCUCUAGAAAGUUCACUAAUGUUAAAAGGUCUUAAAAAGGGUAUUGUGAUCAUAACAGUAUUGUUUGGGUUCAGUUUUAAAUCUCACAAUUGUAGUCACUGAGUUACUGUACAUGGCGUGCGUAUAAGAAAUCAACACAUUAAGUAGAACAUUAUGCAAAUAAACCAUAUAGAUUUCAGACCAUAUAUCCAUAUUGCCUGAAUUAAUUAUUUUCUCCAAAUGUUGGCAUGAGAUAAACUGGAGUAUGAUUGAGGUAUAAUUAAAUUGUGCCAAUUAAAAUGUAUUUUUAAUUUAUUUUUCCUAAGAUAGA